Aspergillus calidoustus is the source of this 2419-nucleotide messenger RNA. NCBI's taxonomy places the organism in Eukaryota, Fungi, Ascomycota, Eurotiomycetes, Eurotiales, Aspergillaceae. The record is from the annotation of a GenBank genome assembly.
CACCGUUGUAUGGGAGACACGAGGGUUUGCUGCGACGCGCGGUACCUAGGUCCUCCAUUUGCUAGACAACGAUGAGCUUCCGGACCAUGGCGCGGUGUUGUUUACUCGCGAGGACCAGGGUCUGGACGAGCGAGAAGACCCGCGCAAUUCCAAUUUGGAGAUGCAGUGUGCUCAGAUCAGGGGCGCAUGCGUGUAUGACCGCAGUCCUUUCAGCUGAGAGCUGAUAAAGAAGCAUGUCUCUGUCUUCUUCUUUCCUGUACUGACACGGGAUGCUCCAUGAUGAGUGGUUUUUGGAAUAGUUGGGACAUUUCGACUGUGAGCCGGCCGGGGUAAACCACCCUCGCUUUCUCCAGGAAAUGUUUGUUCCAUUGCAUCUCUUCCUCCAUCUCAGUUCUGUUGUGUGUCUCCACCAGUGUGCUAACCUCGCGGACCAGGAUGCCAAGGACGGCACCUUCAGGCUGCCUUCUCUCCCAGCGUGUGCUCCCAUUGUUCUCGCUGUGCGAUGAGUUGUUCCGUGUCUGUUAGUCUGAGGUAAAGAGGGUUCGGUCACCACUAGGGUGUCAUUUCACGCGAUGAUUUAGGGUUUCUGUAGUUUCGGACCCUGGUGGCUUUGUAGACUGUUGUUGAACUUUCUUUUUGUGUCUUCGACGGUUGCUUGGCGGCUUGUUGCCUCCGGGUCAGCUUCGUUCAGCUUCACGAGGAUCUAUCGGGGUCCCAUCGAUGGGCGUGUCCGUGUGGUGGGUUUCAGCAUGUAUGGAUCUUUUGAAAUUUGCGCAUAGGCGGGAGCUGCUGCUUGACCAACUGGGUUGCGAAGACGCUCUUGAUUUCCGAGAUAUCUCUGCUUAGCACCUCCUGGGCUCGAGCUGUCGCGUUGGUUUUGGCUGCCAGCUGGUUGGUGGUUGGGAGGUCCUGGGUCUUUCGAAGGUCGUUGUUGAUACUCUCGAGGAGCGGUUCGACCAUAUUCCAGUUUGAUGCUCGGUUCUUGACCAGCGGGUUGACUCGCUACUCCUUCAGGGCGCGUACGUCCGCUUCGAUUUAGAUCGCGUGGUCGCGUAUGGUGGGCGGCUGGAGGCCCAGCUGCGGUGCAAUGUCGUUCCGCCUCAUACUUUCGUGGUACUUGGCGAUACCUUGAGAGCUGACAAGUAAGCGGGGACACAGUCUGAAUCAAAUAGAUCAGUGGUAAUGGAGUAAUUUCAAAAAUUAGGUAUCGACAGCGUGUGGUUGUUUUCCCUUCGGGGCGGCUGGGCCGGUGAAUGCUGACGUAACCAAACCAAACCAGUCAAACCUGGCGCCGGUUUAAUCACGUGGCAUUAAUGCCAACUGCACACAUCAAGUUGAACACCUACCUGCGCCAUAUUAUGAGCUGCUGCCUUGUUGGCCAAGAACACAGUCUCGCCCCAUUAAAUUUCGCUUACCCAGAGCUUCCCUUGAAUGAACUUCAAGCAGGAUUCCGUGCAGAAGAGGUCAUCAAGAGAGCUCUAGAUGCCAAAAUAUCAACAGCCCCGAAACAAUCCGCUGGCAUCACCAACGACGAUCCCCUUAUUAGCGGCCUCGCCUCCUUCACCUUCAGCGCGAGCGCAGGAGGAUAUGGACAGCUGCUGCGGGUUUGAUCUUGAGAUAACGCUCAACCCCUCCUCGCCCUACUGUUCAACACCCUAACCUUGAUACUCCUUUUCAGCCCAGUUCCGCUGAGCAGAAAGGUGCGGAAUAAACACACGAUCGAGUCAACUUUCUCAUUAUGGAGGAGCUGUUCGACCGAGUCGUUGAUAAUGUUGAAGGGUUCCAUGAACUCUUUUUUGCCCACAAGACAAAAGCAGGUCCUGCAAAUCCCUGCUACGAACGAUACCAGAUUUGUACGGUUCCACUCGAUGAAAGACUGGCCAGAUCCGCCUGUCUAAGAUGCCUUCUUGAAAUGAUUCCGCGGACUGCAGGAGGGAGUGCUUUCGCACCUCCCGCCCCCCGGGAAUGACCUGUGGACGAUAUAUUACUGAAGGCGAGUGAUCAAGAUACUCUAAAUGAUAUUCACCGGCCAACUACUGCAAUCAAUUAAUGCACUUUUAUAACGUUUAAAGGAGUGGCGUAAAAGUAAACUAAGACGUUAGGAAGAGAUGUAGCCGGACAGUAUUGUUGGCAAGCCUUUGUUCGCACCCAGCCAUUCCUGUAGUCACCUACAUAAUAUUGAUGUAUGCUACGAAACGACCGAUAAGAUAGGGCGGUCGUUGGUAUCUGGAUGGAUAGCAGAUAUUAUUGUUAUUCACUCGGAGUCGGUUACUGGUGACUCCGACGUAGAAAGCUAGUCACGCGAGACUUUUAACUAGCUGGACGAUGGACCGAAAGCGACGGAUAUCAACUUGUAUAUCUUCAGUUAGUCGAGUAGUCCUGCCGCUAGAGUUGCGAGAUGUUUGUCUUGUAUCCCAAC